Danio rerio (zebrafish) is the source of this 7467-nucleotide messenger RNA. Lineage: Eukaryota; Metazoa; Chordata; Actinopteri; Cypriniformes; Danionidae. The record is from RefSeq and is a predicted model, not a curated record.
GCGUGUUUUUUUCGCUGGGGCUUUUCUUAGAGACGGACUGACGGCGAUGUUUUCAAAAGCAGCACUGAGAGACGUCACGCAGCCGUAGGGUUAAUGUUCAGUUUUUACCCUCCGAUACACACCUUUCUUUUCUUUAAAAUCGUCGAGCUUUCGUUCUCUGCUCGCGGGUGAAUGACGAAGAGGAAGACGGAGACCGCCGCGACGGCCCAUGAUGAGAUCUGUAAGCCGUAGCUGCCACAGCUAGUCAGAAGAUGCACCAUGGCCAAACCGGGAUCCGACCGAGAUGAAGCCAUGGUGGAGAAGACAGCGGGGAAGAAGAGUAAAGAGAAAAUCUCUCCGUUUGCUAAAACUCCGAAGCUGGAUCGGAGUGAACUCUUGGGGAAAGAGGGGAAGUCGAAAUCCUCCAUGAAGCGGAAACUCUCCUUCACUGUCAGUCCAUCCCGAAACGAGGAGCGCGACUCGGAUGCAGAUGACUCUGACCCGGGGCAGUCGAGCGAUGCGUGGGGAGAGAGAUUACUUCCUCCCUGCAGGAUAUACGCAGACAAAGAUGGACCGGAUAAGAAGAAGGUUAAGAAGGAGUCGGGGGGUAAGAAGUCGACACCAGUGAAUAUUUUGUUCGGGUACCCUUUAUCAGAACGAAAGCAGAUGGCACUUGUCAUGCAGAUGACGGCGAGAGACAACAGUCCAGAUACCACACCGAACCACCCGUCUCAAUCUCCGGCGGUGCAGAAGAAGAUCGCCAGCAGCUCAACCUCACGACAAAAAGACAAAGUGAACAAACGCAACGAGAGAGGAGAGACGCCUCUGCAUAUGGCCGCCAUCAGAGGAGACGUCAAACAAGUGAAGGAGCUCAUCGGCCUCGGAGCGGAUGUAAACGUCAAAGACUUUGCAGGUUGGACGCCUCUCCAUGAAGCCUGCAACCUUGGUUACUAUGAUGUAGCCAAGGUUUUGAUUGGUGCAGGAGCGGAAGUGAACACGCAGGGAUUGGACGAUGACACGCCGCUUCAUGACGCCUCAAGCAGUGGACACAAAGACAUUGUGAAGCUGCUCUUGCGUCAUGGAGGCAAUGCUUUCCAAGCCAACAAGAGAGGGGAGAGACCGGUUGAUGUUGCUGACUCUCAGGAGCUGGAGCAGCUACUCAAGGGAGAAAUCCCACUGUCAGAACCAGAAGACAGCUCUUCAGAAUCAGAGGACCCAUCUUCAGUGAAUCCAUCCAGUGUAGACGAGAACCUGGAGUUUUCUGAUGCUGAAAAAGACUCUGACUGUAAAUCGACAACUGUCAAAGCCUCAUCGUCCAUGUCAGGGCUGGAUGAAUAUGAGUUUAAAGAUGAGGAAGAGGAAGAGGACCUCAGUAAGUCACUUAAUGAGCGACACCUCUUUAGGCGAGAGCUACGGCAAAAGGAGAAGGAGGAAAAGGACAGAAACCACUAUGCUUCAAAACAAGGUAGCAAAAGCGACCAGUCCAUGCUGGCUUGCAAGUCUAAAAAAACAAAGGCGUCCCGUGUCUACUGCAGUUCAGACAGUUCAAGCGAUGAAGCAGAGGUGCAGACGGAAAGAAGGAGCUCACCUACUAGGUCAGUCAGUGUGGAUGGACAUAAAACGGACAGUAGAUCGAAAAAAGAAAGCUUGACUCUAACGCCAGUGGAGCAGAAAGAAAAAGGUAAACAGAAGAAAAAGAACAAGAGCCAAAGCAAAAACAAAGAAAACCAGGAAGUCAGAGAAGAAGGGAAAGAGAACAGCAAAUCCCUUCUGUUUUCCUCUCCGACUGUGUCCGAUAAUUCUGACAAGGGCGUCAGAGAAGAGGACUCUUUCAAAAUGUCAUUCAGUGCAAAGGAUGACACAUCGGUUCACCUAUUUCACCUGUCUGUAGUCAAAUCCCCAAAGCUGAACCACAGCCAAACUGACAAGCAGGCAACCCCGCUGAAACAGGAAAACGCUAAGACAUGUGUUUCAAUCGCUGAUGGAUCUUGCCCUGGGGACGGCAUCAAAUAUAACCACUACACAGACUCUGACUAUUGCACAGAAGAUUCUAGCAGUAAAAGCUGCAAACAUAAGGAAAAGAGCAAGCACCAUCACAAGGAGCCUAACUUGGAAGGAGAUGACGGCAGUUCGAGUCCUUUCAAAGACAGCAGUUUAAGCAACAGUAUAGACAGCUCUGAGGGUGCGUUUAGGAAGACUGACAAAGAUGGGAAAGUUGUAAAAAAGCACAAGCUAAAACACAAGGAGAAGGAAAAGGAGAAAUAUAGGAAAGAGUACGAGGCAGAGAGGAAUCGCCACCGGCAGAAAGAGCCACGCAAGGACGGACAUAGAAACCUCGAGUUUGAUCGAGAGUUCUGGAAGGAGAACUUCUUCAAAAGUGAUGAAAAUGAGGAACCUGUGGGCAAAGGUGAGAUACCUGCUGGUGGAUCUCCAGUAAAAUCCUCAGAUUCGUCACCUGUUAAAGAGGAAAAAGGGGCAUCAAAAGACAAACAUUCAACUAGUAGCAGUAACAAGGACAGGAGGCCAAAAGAGGAAAGAGAUAAAACCAUUAAAAAGGAGAAAAAAGAGAUUCCUCUUAAAGAGGAGCGAGGAAAAGAAGAUGAAACAGAUGAGCGGACUGAUGGUACUUUCUCUGUACGAAUUCCUGAUGGCUCACAACACUUGUCAGAAGAAGUGGAUGAGAAACCAGCAACUUGUAAUUCGGCUGACCAAGAGCAACUGGAGUCUCCAGAGAAGAACUCUCGAGAAAAAACUGAUAAGCGACCACCAACAAAGGAUCGGGAAUCUGAGAAGUCUGAUAAGAGACACUCGGAUAAAGAUAAGAAGGUAAAAUCUGAGCAUUUAGCUGACAAGCCUGAGCUCCACAACUCUACAGAUCGAUGGAAGGAAAAGGAGAAAUUAACAAAUGUUUCAUAUUCGCCCAAUGAUAAGAGCCAUAAAGAGGGUGAAAAACUCAAACCAAUGACUCCAGUGAAAAAGCAUGAGGAGAACAAGAAGAAUAAGGACAAGCUUGAUAAAAAAGCGGAGAAAGAGCACGCUUCUGGUGACCACAGAGACAAAGAUAAAACAACUUCUGAAAAGAAAGGAAAAGCUCCUGAGAAAACUGCUGAUCAUGGAAAAUCUGACCGCAGUAAAGACAAAGAACGGGACAAAGAUUCUGACAAGAGGAAAAAAGAUAAAUCAACCACUCCAUCUUCCUCUUCCUACUCGAAUCUAAAGUCGUUAUUGGAAGAAAAGAAAGGCUAUGUUUGUGAGAAUAAUAAGGUUGUCUCAUCUAAAUCAAAGGAAGAGGUAACCAAGCCUUCAGAGAAAGACCGAGAUCGAAGAGAGAGGGACCGGGAGUCUGAAAGACAUCGAGAUCGGGAACGAGAUCGGCACAAGGAAAAGGACAAAGAUCGAUCCCAGUUUAACAGGGAUGGCAAAAUUAACAAACCGAAACCAAGUGAAGUGGACUCCAAAUCUAAGGUUACACCUAUUCUAAAGGAUACUCGUCCCAAAGAAAAGAGGCUGGUGAAUGAUGACCUCAUGAAGACCAGCUUUGAACGCAUGCUCAGUCUCAAAGAUCAGGAAAUCGAACAGUGGCACAAAAAGCACUUGGAGAAAAUCAAGCAGAAGGAACGGGAGCGGCUAAAACAGCGUCCUGGAAUUGACCCUGCGAAACAACAAAAAAACAAGGAAAAAAUUAAAUCAUCCUCUACGUCCACUGAGCCAUGUCUAACCAAGGAACUAACUCGGUCAAAGAGCUCAGAAGCGCCAGAUGGACAACGUGAAAAGAUCUUAAAGGACGCCACUAGUGUGAGAACUCUCUCGCUAGAUGCAAAAACCUUGGGGAAGAACGGUCCUAUAAUUGAAAACAAUCUAAGUCGAUCUCCGAGACCAGAAAGUGAAAAAUCUGGUCUUAUGUCAAGAUCAAUAUCAAUGAUCUCUGUGGCAAGUUCAGAAGACUCCUGCCAGGCAACUAUUUUGACACCUAGACCAACUGACCAAUAUGAUUCUGACAUGAACGUGGAAGCCUUAGAUUCGCAGCCACCUUUACUUCAGUCUUCCCUUGUUGCACAGUCCUCCAGGUCGCCUAGUGUUCAUGAUAAAGAUAUUAGCAGUCUUCCCGAAUCAUCGGCUCUCUGCAAUCGCACACCAUUGGCAAGCAGGCAUGCAUCACCAUGCUUAAGGGCUAUUCUGGAUGAAGAAGCCAAGGUACCAACAACUGAAACAAAACCCACAGAAGAGUCUCCGGUAAUCAGUAUUGCAUCACAACCAACCAGCGAGCAAUCUCAAGUUCAUCUAACUGAGAUUAGUGUCCCCCCUGUUCAGGAGACUCGGAGCAGUCAAAGUCUUACAAACUCUUUUCCAGAAAAUGAAAUUCUGUCUAGUAAUGAAGCCGAAGUCGUCAGUUCCACAUGUCAAGUACAACCUUCGCAGGCUAGUGCUAAAGACAGUGUAACACAAGCAAACAGUGUGUUUCCGAGCCAUUUGGAAGAGCAGAACAAGUUUUGCACCACUAGUAGUCAAAUAGAGCAUGCAAGUCUAGGUCAGCUUGAUGUCCCUGGUGCAGAGGGAGUAAAAAAGGAGGCUUCACUUGCUGUUGCAUCAUUACAGUCAUCUCAUACAUCAACUUCAUCAUCAGAUUCCAAUGCACAUUUGCCUUCGAGUAGUCAGCAUUGUGAGAUUAGCUCUGCUUCCAGUGGUGAACAGACAAUGACAACAGACUCUAGUUUGAGAACAGAGCAAAGAGACAAACCAUUGGUUGCUUCAGAGGACAAGAUUGGGGAACAUGUCACUAAAACUGAUUGCGCGAGCACUCCAAGUCCAUCUACAGCAUCCUGUAGAUCCAGCUCUGAGGAAUCUACUAAACCACUGCUGAAGGCGACCAGUGUUCAGGAAGAUACUGAAAAGGGCAAUGAACAAGUGCAAGAAGAAAGUAUCUCAAGGUUCUCCAAUGACCCAUUGGUUGCAGUUGAUGCUCAACCAGAGAAAGAAGAGCAAGGCCUACAUUUGGCUUCGGUGACAAAUGUUUCUUGCUGUGCCAGUCCAGAAAGAAUCCCAGAGGAGCCCAUGGAGGUUCCAGAGGAAGUUUCGGAUAAGAGCCGAAUCACAGAAAUUGAUGAGGCCAAAGUCUUGUCUUCAGAAGAAGGUGCAGUGACUUCAUCUGAAAGUAAGGCUGACUCAGAAACGCCAGACCCGUUUUCUCUUGACGAGAAGCCUUUGAAAUCGGACAUUCUGGCUAAUGUAGAACAGGCUCAAAGCAGUGCUCCCAUCCACCCUGAUCAUCAGGCAGAGCCAACCAGUGGAGAGACCUCUGGAAGUUCCUCUCCGAUAUCAGUCAUGGACAGAGAUUCAGAUAUAUCUGGGGCCAGAGCCAAAGUCAGACUCCUUGAAGAAGAAGCUGACAUUCAAGCGACCCAUCCAAGAAAACGAAAAAUGCCUAGAGCUUCUCCGCUAGCCCAAGCAAAUCUUACAGCUCAGCAGGUCAGAGAAAAGACACAGCAGUCCCUCGCUGCGAUUGUAGAUGCACUGAAGCUUGAGGAGAUUCAGCCUUACCAGACAGAGAGAGCCAACCCAUAUUAUGAGUACUUGCACAUUCGCAAAAAGAUCGAAGAGAAGAGGAAAGUCCUUUGUAGUGUCAUUCCUCAAGCGCCUCAGUACUACGACGAGUAUGUGACAUUCAAUGGGUCCUAUCUGCUGGAUGGAAACCCUCUCAGCAAACUCUGCAUCCCAACAAUAACGCCUCCACCCUCUUUACCUGAACCACUGAAGGAGAUGUUCAAACAGCAAGAGAUGGUGCGGAUGAAGCUGAGACUGCAGCACAGCAUCGAAAGGGAAAAACUGAUUGUAUCCAAUGAGCAGGAGGUUUUGAGAGUUCAUUACCGCGCUGCGAGAACACUAGCCAAUCAGACGCUUCCGUUCAGUGCCUGCACAGUCCUAUUGGAUGCCGAAGUAUACAACAUGCCCCAAGAAGUCCAGGGUGAUGAUGGGAAGACUUCUGUUCGAGAUCGAUUCAAUGCGAGGCAGUUCAUGUCUUGGCUUCAGGAUGUAGACGACAAGUUUGACAAGUUGAAGACGUGUCUCCUGAUGCGGCAGCAGCAUGAAGCGGCAGCGUUAAACGCAGUCCAGCGUCUGGAGUGGCAGCUAAAGCUACAGGAACUGGAUCCCGCCACUUACAAGUCCACCAGCAUUUUCGAGAUUCCCGAAUUCUACAUCCCGCUCGUGGAGGUCAACGACGACUUCGACCUGACGCCGAUAUGACCUGCUGAAGAGGCGAACGCAUUUUCAAAGCUAUCGGACCACGUCAAGAGAUGAGUGUAGGGUGAAACACGAAGCACUUGAUUUUGGGGGUGUGCGUGCGCAUGUAUGUUGUUUGUGUGUGUGUGUGUGUGUGUGUGUGUGUGUGUGUGUGUGUGUGUGUGUGUCACAGAUGCUCCAGAUUUAUAAUAAAAUAGAUAAGGAAAAAAAAAAGCGCUGCACUUCCAGGCUAUCGGUUCAGUCUGUGUUGGUAGUUCUGGUUCGACCACAUGCACUUCACCGUAUGGGCGCCAGAUUGGUUCCUACAGACUGCAGGCCGAAACUAAAACGCACUUAACCCUGAGGUCCACGGGUCGAGGAAGAAAAAAAAAAAGAAAACAGCCUCCAGAGGGUAAAGACCACCAUGGAGAAAGGCGAGCGAUCUGAAUCGGAGAUGUUUCUACAGUGAGUGUUGAUAGAUGUGUAUAGUUUGUGCUCCUCAUUUUUUAACUUAUUUUAUACAUACUGAUUGUGCAUUUGUAAAUAGCCAUGUAAUUAUUGUUUUUAACUUGUAAAAAACACACACAAAAAACAAGGAAAGAAAACUGAGAGGACGGAAGAGUUAAAGUAAUAAAUAUUUUGAUUGUAAACUUUGUUUCGUCUAAUGUUUAAUGGACCAAAGUUGUUUUUACAUUGAAGUUCUCCGUCGUUGCUGUUGUUGUUGAUGUUGGCUUAACUCUUUAAGCAUGUGUUUUGGAAGACUUCUGUUCUGUUUUCUUCUGUUCUUCUUUCGUUCGUUUUUUUAACUCCUCUUUUAUCGCCCCUUCAUCAGAGCCGAUGUUUUCUGACUUGUGAUUUCUAUAACGUGCAUGCUUUCGCAGGUUCGUCCCUUUCUGAAAAGUUGUACCGUGGUGAGGUUUUACUGAAGUGGUCCUGGUUCCUUUUUCUGCCAUUGUCGUGUCUGUUAGUAACAUCCACUUCUCUGCGUGUCGUCUCUUGUGUCUUGCGCACAUUUAAAUAGAAAAAAACAGAGAAAAGAAAAGACAAAAAAAGAGGAAAAGUUUGUUGUGGUUUCUCCAUAGGAAAAGCGAAGCUCUCUUACUUUUACAGUUUUAAAUGUGAGAUCACAACAAAAGCUAUUUUUUACAACGUAAUGCCUUUUGAACGAUGGUUCUAAAAAUAUGUCUAUUUUAAUAUUUACUUGUUACAUGAGGAUGUACAUAUUUGUAAUAUAUAAUUGAAUAAAUUUUAUUGGUUGUGAAAUCAAAA